This is a messenger RNA of Eruca vesicaria subsp. sativa (arugula), 924 nucleotides long. The record is from the annotation of a GenBank genome assembly. NCBI's taxonomy places the organism in Eukaryota, Viridiplantae, Streptophyta, Magnoliopsida, Brassicales, Brassicaceae.
UCGACUUAUUGAUCAAUCAUAUUAAUUUAUUCAAAGGAUGGUUAACUUUUGAUUUGGUUAUCAUUGUUUGCAAAUGACGUUUUGCAUUGUCAAGUUUCCAAUCAUUUCAUAAAAAGAUAGAGGAGGAUGAAGCGUGGGAAAGGCGAGAAAAAAGGAACAAAGAGUCGAGAUAGCAGUGGUCAAGUAGUUCCACUCACUGAGCCGGUGGUUAUACCGACGGCUACGGUUGGAACAAGAUCAUGGAUAGGAGGGCUCUUCACACGCUCCAGUAGACGUCAAGACAAGUCACUCGACUACACUUUGUCUCCUCUUCAGGAGGAAAGACUUCAAAGGCUGCAAGAUCGUUUGCUUGUACCUUUUGACGAGACAAGUCCUGACCAUCAGGAAUCACUUAAAGCACUGUGGAAUGUUGCAUUUCCGAAUGUUAAUCUCACAGGUUUAGUAACAGAACAAUGGAAAGAAAUGGGAUGGCAAGGUCCCAAUCCAUCUACCGAUUUCAGGGGUUGUGGAUUUAUUGGUCUAGAGAAUUUGCUAUUUUCCGCAAGAGUUUAUCCGGUUUGUUUCCGGAGACUAUUAUUGAAACAAAGAGGCGACAGAGCAAAAUGGGAGUAUCCUUUUGCGGUGGCCGGAAUCAAUAUCUCAUUCAUGCUGAUCCAAAUGCUCGAUUUACAAAACGCUCCGAAGCCAAAAUGUCUUCCAGGAAUGAAUUUUCUCAAACUCUUAGAAGAAGACGAGAAUGCAUUCGAUGUACUAUAUUGUAUAGCUUUCGCGAUGAUGGAUGCUCAAUGGCUUGCCAUGCACGCUUCUUACAUGGAAUUCAAUGAAGUAUUACAGGCGACUAGGAAUCAGCUAGAGAGAGAGCUUUCUUUGGACGAUAUUCAUCGGAUUCAAGAUCUUCCUGCUUACAAUCUCUUGUUCCAAUAG